AUACGCGAAAGUUAGAAGCGAGUUCUUCUCCUCGCUUUUGUGCCUUCCGCGUCCGCCGGCAGCAGGUAACUCGACGUCCCUCUAAUAGCGUUAUCCUCACUUCUCGUGGCUCUUCGUCGAGGAAGUGCAUAGGCCGAUAAAGAAAUUUAAUAUAGCAGGAGUCUUCAGCUGUACAUGAUGAAAUAAGAGAACUCGGCCCUGCAAGUAGUUGGACAUCCGGACACCGAAGUUAAAAUGCGGCAGCCGUGCGCGACGAGCGCGUCCCGAAAGAAACGGUGAAGAGCAACCGGUGCGUCAUGGGCACCGAAGAAACGUGAGGCCCGUCAUCGCAGCGAGAGACGUACAGGGGAGAUGACGUCCCCGGUUUACGACACUCUGGCUGAAGAAACGACGCGAGAGACGGCCACAACAAAGGUGAAGACGAGGGAAGACCGUCACCAACCCUGCCGCGUCAAAGCAACUGGUGGUGGAAGCGCGACAAGCGCCGGGACGCUGUUUGCCGUCGGCUCCCUGCUGCUCGCCGCAGCGCCCUGCUUAUCGUUCGCCGCAGGAUUGGAGUCUCCCGAGGUGCACGUCCUCAUUCCGAGCAACUUGAGGCGAGGCGACACGGCCGAGAUCUUCUGCUCGCUGCGGCGCGGUUCGCUGCCCGUCGCGUUCCAGUGGCUACACAACGGCCGGCCCAUCAGACCGAACAGGGUGGGAGCAGUGGAGCCCUCGGGCCUCGGAUCCAACAGCGCCGAAGCUCUGUGGAAAGUCGACCACCGCGAAAGGCGCUCCGAGCUCCUCAUCGAAAACAUCGGCGCUCGCCAGAUAGGAAACUACACCUGCAUAGCCAGCAAUGCGGCGGGAAAGACAAGUUUCACAGCCAGCCUUCUCGUCGAAGUGCCACCGACUUGGCUGCACAUGCCCAGCGACCGGGCAGCUGUCGUCGGCAGCUCGCUGACCAUCGACUGCGCCGCCCUGGGCCACCCGACGCCCGUGACCAAAUGGACACGAAGCCAAUAUCCUUCAGAAACGGUACUAGGGAACAAAGAUGAUCACAUAAGUGUCCUCACCAACGGAAGUCUGGUCAUUUCAAGCGUCAGAUCGUCUGACUCCGGUCUGUACCGUUGCGACGUCGAGAACGGUGUCGGCACGCUGAUAACCAAGACCAUCAAUCUCACAGUAAGUGUGCCACCGUUAAUACGGAAGCUGCACGAGAUCAUCAAAGUGCGCCUGGGCAACAUCGUGACGCUGCACUGCGGAGCAUCCGGAGAAGAGCCACUACAAAUAGCCUGGGUCAAAGACGACAAAUCUAUCGAGAGGUCUCUCAGAGAACGGUAUGACGUCAUUGACCGUUCUUUCCCGGGAGGCAUCGCUUCUGACCUGCUCAUCCACAAGAGCACGCUAGCCGACACCGGAGAAUUUGCGUGUCACGUCACGAACAGGUUCGGCACAGCCACGGCCAUGCGAUCGCUUUUCGUGCUCGAGCUCCCAUCGCCUCCCAUCGGGGUCAAAGUGGACGACAUCGGCAAGAGGUCGGCGCGGGUCUCCUGGAAGAAGCCAUUCGCCGAGGUCACUCACUUCCUCCUCCGCUACUGGAGGGAAAACGGCCGCGGCCGGAAGCUGUCCAGCGCCACGGUUCCCGGCACGGAGACGUCCGCGUACCUCCAGGACCUACAGCCGGGCUCCGAGUACUCGGGACACAUCGUGUCGCAGAACGACGUCGGGCUCAGCGGGCCCUCGGUGGCCAUGCACUUCGUCACCAGCGAGGAAGCUCCAUCAGCACCACCGACGGACGUGCAUUCGACGCCAAUCGGAGAAAAGGAAGUCAUGGUUAUGUGGAAGGGACCGCCUGCCGAGCACUGUAACGGCAAGAUCCAGGGCUACUACGUGGGCUACAAAGCCUACGAUUCGAACCUGCCGUACAGUUACCAGACCGUCACGGGCGGUGCCGAAUCGGCGGUGCUCAAGGACUUGAAGCCCAGCACGGCUUACUCCAUAAUCGUGCAGGCGUUCAACAGAGCCGGACAAAGCCCAUCGUCGCAUCAGAUCACAGUGCACCCGUUCACGGCCGGGAUGCCGGGACCUCCGAGUUUCUUCACCAGUGACGUGACCUGCUGUUCGGUGCUGCUGACAGUCACUUCGAAGCAGAAGCCGACUGAGGGGGUGACGCUACCUGGUGAUGUACAAGAACUCCGAAGGAAGCUGGCGAUCGGUGUACUUCCCGCCGCACGCGCGCAAGAUGCUGCUGCGUGGCCUGCAGAGGGACACGCACUACGAGGUCCGCCUGGCCGCCUACAACCUCGAGGGAAGGGGACAGCUCUCCUCGGCCCCAAAUUUGUUACGCCCACUAACACUAUACGUUCCUGGGACGAGGAGGAGACGGUGGAAGCGGCGGAAGUGCCUUUCUACCUGCGCGCCCAAGUGCUGGUCCCCGUGGCCGUGUCUUUCGGCAUCAUCGUCAUAUCGGUCGUCGCCGCACUCGCCUACUACAGGAGAAUGCUUGGGGGUCAUGGGAGCCAUGUCAAGUACGAGAGUUGCGUGCAGAGCCGGGAAAGCGACCACUGGCAAGGCGUGCGCGGCUCGAGGGCAUCGUACGCACGGCGUAGCGUGGCUGAGUCGACCGUGUACGACACGCCGUGGGACGCGCAGGCCGCGCUGGCAGCCGCAAACCAAACCGUUUCUAUAUACGACGGCAACUACCCACGACUCAAAGGACAUGGCUCUAACUCCCACCUCGCUCUAGACGCGUCUUCCUCUUCGGACAAAAAUCAGUGACGCCACUUAGCGCGAUGCUGCGAUUUUCUUACACCUCACCCGUCUUCCGCUUUAUAACGCGCCGCUAGCACCUGCACAAGUGAGAGCUACAGACAGGAGCCGGCAGACGUUUUUUUUUUUUUUUUUACCAUAUUCUGGAGGCGUUGUCGAUGUAGUUUUUUUAACAUGUUCAAGUGUAUCUUCCAAAUAUUUUGCGUCGCGAAGCACGGCCAAAUACUUAGGUUGUGAUCGUUCUCGCCACAUACUAGAGAUCCCCAUUUAUCAAAUUUGAGCAGCAACGGAGCGCACCGGCAAUGGGCGAGAGUGCGCAAGCAUUCUGGCCAAUUUGCAUGCUGCAUUUGUCAAGACUUAGUGCGUUUCGGUUGGUGAUAACGGCGAAUAGCAUUAUUUCUACAAUUCUUGUCAAUUUACAUUGGCACGACAGACGCACCAAUAUUUAUGCUGAUCACCCUAAGCCUAACAUCACACCUUGGAACACCAAGAGUGGAAUAGCAGGCAACAAAGUUCAUUCUCAAGAGUUGUGCACGCUAUGAAGAUGACACAUGCUCGUCGUGAUAGGAGUAAGUCUAAGAAAGCCCACAAACAUAAAAUGAACGGAUUGUUUGUUUUGCAUGGAAGAGUGUUAAAUGUUGAUAUGGCAAACUGUGAAGUCGCGUACGUUACCCUUUACUAAUUGGUGGGUGUUCUGUGUCGAUACAUAUCGAUAGCCCGUUGACGUUGUUCAAUCGUGAGUUAUGUGUACAGCUUGCUUUCAAAGGCCCAAAAGGAAAAGUAGCUGCCUUUUUUAAGUGGUCUAUGCAAGAAGCUGUGUUUUGUGGUGCGUGUCCUACGUGUUUUUGUACGCUUAUUAGAAAUAUCCGUAACAAGAGAGCGGCUCUUGUAUGACGCGACGCACUUCAACGUUGCGAACAUAUCAGCUUGCAUUUUCGUUAUUAAACCACGAAAAAAUAUAUGCCUGCAGUUCAUAGGGAAGUGAGAAGGGCCAUUUUUGUUGUGAUUUCUGAAUAUUCAAUGAACCUAAUAGCAGCCUAUUGUAGUUGUUUGAAGAAAGAGAUUUUAACGAAACCCGUUACUAGCGUAUUGUUCCCCCUCCAUAAUACCU
This is a messenger RNA of Dermacentor silvarum, 3862 nucleotides long. RefSeq names its product Down syndrome cell adhesion molecule-like protein 1. The transcript has 17 exons. NCBI's taxonomy places the organism in Eukaryota, Metazoa, Arthropoda, Arachnida, Ixodida, Ixodidae. Gene Ontology annotation, molecular function: protein binding. The coding region runs from base 352 to 2760 and encodes 802 amino acids. The record is from RefSeq and is a predicted model, not a curated record.